Messenger RNA from Arvicanthis niloticus (Nile rat), 1199 nucleotides. RefSeq names its product chromosome 2 C20orf173 homolog (gene C2H20orf173). Gene Ontology annotation, cellular component: membrane. Gene Ontology annotation, molecular function: beta-galactoside (CMP) alpha-2,3-sialyltransferase activity. Gene Ontology annotation, biological process: sialylation. The record is from RefSeq and is a predicted model, not a curated record. NCBI's taxonomy places the organism in Eukaryota, Metazoa, Chordata, Mammalia, Rodentia, Muridae.
ACAGAGGGCGGUGCUUGAGUGCGGAGUGACAGCACCUGUGGUAAGAGCUUCUCGGACCUUUGGAUCUCUUAGGACAGCGCUUCCAACGUGACCCCGCCAUAGCCACAGCAGCACUAAUUAGAAUUGGUUCCAAACCGUGGUGGGCGCACACCUGUAAUCUCAGCACUCGGGAGACAGAGGCAAGCGGAUGUCUGAGCACUCGGGACAAAACUUAUGUUCUCUGUCUGUGCCAGCAUCUUCACUAGGCCCAGUCGGAAUCCUCUCUGGGGGUGGAGAAGCCAGUGUGUUGCCUGCCACAUGAACCAUUAUCUGGGCAGACAUGGAGCUCUGCUGGGUCUUCUGGGGGCUUAUCUUGUGGCUGAUGGCUCCCUGCCUGGAUCUGACACACGAAUUGGCACCCCAGCAGGAAUGGACAUAUAUGGUACCACAGCAAUGUAACUGCUUGUGCUUCAAAUUUGGAGAGCGUGGCUGCCCUUCAAAACCUCACAACUGUUCCACCUGCAACCACACAGCUGGAGAAGCAUGUUAUGAGAAGACCAUGGGGUACUGGAGGACAAAAGUUCUCUGGUGGCUGGGCAUGGACUCAGUGAGCAAGCAUGAGACAAUGUGGAAGAAGCCAUCAGAAGUGACUCCCAAUUCCCUCCUGCACCAUUUUGAUUUCCACUGUGUGUCCUGUGACAUGCUGGGGCAUUCUGGCCUCAGCAAUAUCAACCAAUUAAUUUACAUGGCUUUCAGGAUGAAUCAGGCCUCCAGUCACAACUCCGAGGCAAAGAUGAGGAGCCAAAGUGCAGGAGCCUUCAUCUGUCCCAGGAACUCCAGUCACCAGGGUUCCUGGGGGCAGCACUGGUUACUGCAGCUUGCUGAUCUGGUGCCCCAAGUGACAAGAUUUUGGAAGAUGGUCUGAUUCCCUAGAGGUACAAGAUAGUAAAGACGAGGCCACCCUCUCUGGAUUUGGAUCAGAACAGCAAAGAAAGAACGAUAAUCAGACCAAGGCCCCCAGAAGGAUCUGUGCACAUGGACUAGAGAUGCAGAAAUGGAAGUUGCUUGUCAGCCUAAGAUGGGUAGACAAGGCCACCAUUCCCAAGUGACAACGAGCUGAAUGCUGGGUUUUUAAUUAAUCACAGCAGUCAUGCAACUGUGAAGACAUUCAUGGUAAAGAUAAAAUAUCAGUCUGGUUCUGAAUAAAAUCUUGGUCUGGU